GGCAACGACAGAACUCAGUUGGCUUCUGCCCAGUUGUUUGUUGUUUUUUGUGUGUAUUUCGGCUCGUCACAUCACAGAACGAACAUGGUGCGCAUCACCGAGGAGUUGGUGCGCAAGAAGUCGGAGCACAAUGAGCGGCUGAUCAGCACGCUGGAGGAGAUCUCGCUGCAUCAGGAGGACAUUGAGCGGAUUGAGCAUGUGCAGAACUGGUGCCGAGAUCUCAAGAUUCUGCUGCUGCAGUCGAAUCUCAUUGCACGCCUCGAGAACCUCCACAAGCUGAAGCGCCUGGAGUACCUCAAUCUGGCGGUGAACAACAUCGAACGCAUCGAGAACCUGGAGGCGCUGGAGUCGCUCAACAAGCUCGAUCUCACGCUCAACUUUGUCGGGGAGCUGACCAGCGUGGAGUCGCUGCGCGGCAACUACAAUCUCCGGGAGCUGCUCCUCAUUGGCAAUCCCUGCGCGGACUAUCCGCACUAUCGGGACUUUGUGGUGGCCACGCUGCCGCAGCUGCAGAGUCUCGACUCGCAGGAGAUUUCCCACUCGGAGCGGCUGCAGGCACAGCGGCAGCUGGGGAAGCACCGCGCGACCAUUGUGCAGCGGCAGGCGGAUCAGGCCAUCGAGCGGGACGAGCAGCGAGUCCGCGUGGCCGAGCAGCAGGCGGCGCUGGCCGAUCAGUGCGCGGACAUCGAGGACGAGGAGGAGCGCACGCGCGCCUUCUGGAACGCCAAGAGCGAGCACUGCCCGGAGAUACGCGCAGAGAUCGCCCGACGGCAUCGCCUGGGCAGGGAGAAGCACGAGCCGCAGUCCGCGCUGCCACAGGCCAAGCGACAGCCGCACCUCUUCGCCCCCUGCGGCCGCCCGUACAACCUCAACCAGGCCAAGCUGCCCUUCAGCUUCCAGGACGAGGCCGAUCACUACUCACUGGAGCUGCGGGUCUACCGGCACCUGGACACCGCCUUGAUCGAUGUCGAUGUGCAGACGAACUACACGCGCGUCACCGUCAAGGGAAAGAUCUUUCAGAUCGCCUACAGCGAGGAGGUGCAGCCCGGCGAGUCCACAGUUCAGCGUUCCCAGACCACGGGCCACCUGAUGAUUAUCCUCAAGAAGCUGAAGGUCAACGAAAUGCUCACCCUCAAGCGGAGCUCCAAGGCCAAGGGAGCCACUGGACAGGAGUCGCUGCCCCUACGCGGCGCUGUGGACAUUGCCAACAUUUGUCCGCCCGACGAUCUGCCAGAUUUGAUUUAGACUUGAACUCGUUUUCUUCUUUCUUUCGUUCAUCAAUCAAUCAAUCAAUCGUUCAAUCAGU
This is a messenger RNA of Drosophila subobscura, 1306 nucleotides long. It is a transcript of the gene tilB, whose product is annotated as protein tilB. NCBI's taxonomy places the organism in Eukaryota, Metazoa, Arthropoda, Insecta, Diptera, Drosophilidae. Gene Ontology annotation, biological process: outer dynein arm assembly. Gene Ontology annotation, molecular function: protein binding. The record is from RefSeq and is a predicted model, not a curated record. Gene Ontology annotation, cellular component: cytoplasm. Bases 85 to 1245 code for a protein of 386 amino acids. The transcript has 3 exons.